GCGCGGCUUUGGCUAUUUUCGUAUUCUCAACAAGUUCACUUAAAGUUUGCCUCGCCUCGAGCUGCUCACAGUCUCAGUUUUGAGUUUAAUGCGAGCACAACAAUAAACUAUGAAGCUCUUUGCUCUGAUUCCGGCGCUGCUCUGCGCCUUGGCCAUUGGAGAAACCAACGCCGCUGCGGGCUCCACACAUUUACUCUGCUACUACGAUGGCGCCAGUUAUGUCCGCGAGGGCUUGUCCAAGCUCACGCUGAAUGAUUUGGAGCCAGCGCUGCAGUUCUGCACUCACUUGAUCUAUGGCUAUGCUGGUAUCAAUCCCACCAGCAACAAGUUGGUCAGCACCAAUGAAAAGCUGGACUUGGAUCUGGGCAGCAGUCUGUACCGCUCGGUGACCAAUCUGAAGAAGAAGUAUCCAGCGCUGAAGGUUCUGCUGAGCGUUGGCGGCGACAAAGACGUAACCGAGGAGGAAACCUCCAAGUAUCUGACCCUGCUGGAGAGCAGCAAUGCGCGCAUUCCGUUCAUCAACAGCGCUCACUCGCUGGUGAAGACCUAUGGCUUUGAUGGCCUGGACUUGGCCUGGCAGUUCCCCAAGAACAAGCCCAAGAAGGUGCACAGCGGCAUUGGCUCGUUCUGGAAGGGUUUCAAGAAGAUCUUCAGCGGCGACUUUGUGGUCGACGAGAAGUCCGAGGAGCACAAGGAGGAGUUCACCGCCCUGGUGCGUGAGCUGAAGAAUGCCUUCCGUCCUGAUGGCUAUCUCUUGGGUCUGAGCGUUCUGCCCAAUGUCAACUCUUCACUGUUCUACGAUGUGCCCGCUCUGAUCAACAAUUUGGACUUUGUCAAUCUGCACGCCUAUGACUUCCAGACCCCUGUGCGCAAUCCAGAGGUUGCCGACUUCCCCGCGCCCAUCUUCGAGCUGAACGAACGCAACCACGAGUCCAAUGUCAACUACCAGGUGCAGUACUGGCUGAACAAUCAUGCGCCCGCCUCCAAGCUCAACGUUGGCAUUCCCACCUAUGGCCGUGCCUGGAAGCUCACCAAGGACUCUGGCCUCACUGGCCUGCCCCCCGUGGCUGAGACCGAUAAUGUUGCACCCGCUGGUCUGCAGACCCAAACUCCUGGCUUCCUCAGCUGGCCCGAGGUCUGCGCCAAGCUGCCCAACCAGGCCAAUCAGCAUCUGAAGGGUGCCGAUGGUCCCCUGCGCAAGGUCGGCGAUCCCACCAAGCGCUUCGGCAGCUACGCUUAUCGCUCUGCCGAUGACAAGAACGAGAACGGCGUCUGGGUUGGCUACGAGGACCCCGACUCGGCUGCCAUCAAGGCUGCCUAUGUGAAGAGCAAGGGACUGGGCGGCGUCGCUCUGAUGGAUCUCAGCUUCGAUGACUUCCGCGGCGGCUGCACCGGCAACGAAAAGUAUCCCAUUCUACGUGCUAUCAAAUACAAGUUGUAGAUUCUGUAAACAACUCUGGUUAACAUUGCUAUGGCGUCUAUGAGUGUAUUUUUAUUAUUUUUGUGCUUUUUUUUUUAAUCCCAACUGUGUAAUCCUCACAUUCGAAAUAUAUAUGACACCAAAAACAUGAAGAAAA
Molecule: messenger RNA, 1577 nt
Organism: Drosophila busckii
Lineage: Eukaryota; Metazoa; Arthropoda; Insecta; Diptera; Drosophilidae
Gene: Idgf4
Product: chitinase-like protein Idgf4
Exons: 4
Coding region: 110-1441 (443 amino acids)
Biological process (GO): carbohydrate metabolic process; chitin catabolic process
Cellular component (GO): extracellular region
Molecular function (GO): chitin binding
Source: RefSeq, a predicted model, not a curated record